UUUUCAUUUUUCAAAUCUUUUCUUGUAUAUUUUUGUAUUUAUUUGAAUGUGCUGUAUUUUUUUAAAUCAAGGUAUAAAAGAAUGAUAUAUUUUAAAUAUCUUUCUAUUCUAGUGAUUAUAAUCACGACGCAUAAGUAGGUACGCAUAUUAUUAAUUGAUGUUUUUUUUUUAAAUUAACACAGACCUUAGUAGAUGAUUCCUUCUUUUCUGCCUUUACCCAUAUUUACUCGAUAUAAAUAAAUUGUGAAAAGAAGUACGAAAUCAUGGAUACAAAAACAGAAAGUACAUCGCAAUCACAUGGUGACGACGAAAUGGAUGUGGAUGAAGAAUUGACUAACAAAUUUUUGAGUGGAGAAAUGUCUUUUGCUGAAUAUUCUAGUGAAUGGUAUCGCCCUGAAGACGAAGAGGAUUUAGAAGAUGUGGGAAGAAAUGACGAGGAAACCAUAAAUUCAGUACAAGUAGUCGAGAAAACCUUACAGAAAAGACGGAGGCGCACCCGCCUUUCUGCAGCUUUAGUGGGAUUAAUGGGUGAAGCAAAUAUACGAUUCGCUCGAGGAGACUUAGACAUGGCAGAACGCAUGUGCCACGAAAUCAUAAAGCAACUACCUACAGCUGCAGAACCUUACCAAACAUUAGCUCAAAUUUAUGAACAUGAUGUAGAUAAAUCCUUACAGUUCUCAUUACUAGCUGCACAUCUGAGUCGAGCUGACGCUGAAGAAUGGUGGAGGCUCGCUGCUAUAUGUAAGCAGAGAGAUGACAAGAAACAGGAAAUGAUUUGCUACACGCAGGCCAUCAAAUCAGAACCUCAGAACUUGGAUGCCCACAUGAAAAGACUGGAAUUCCUUACAGCUUUGGAAGAAAUGAAAUAUCCAGUAAAUACGUUAAAUGUUACGAGAGUUAAAUGUUAUCAUAAGAUUGUUAGUUCUUUGCCAUCAAGUGAAGGUGAAACAAUAAUGAAAUAUGCUAAACUGGCCGUAACUUUGUAUCACAACAGUGAAGAAAUAGAAAGAGCAUGUGAAGUUAUGUCUACAGCAUAUAAACAAUGUUCCUCAAUAUUUACUAUAGAAGAUAUAAACAUUUAUUUAGAGUUACUCAUUUCUUUAAAACAGUAUCAAACCUGCAUAGAUGUUUUUGUGUCUAGCAUAGGUGUUGAAAUUGAAGCAGAAAUACAAACCAUUAAGAAUGCUAAUGGGGAAAUAGAAGAACACACUAACUAUUUGAGCUGCAUUAUACCCAGCAAAAUGGCUAUAGAUUUAAAAAGUAAAUUAUUAGUGUGCUUCAUCCAUUUGGGUUCUUUAAGCCUUGUGGAGACACUGUUAAAUGACUUUUUGAGCAAUGAUGUUGAUAAAGCUGGGGACCUUUAUAUGGACAUAGAAGAAGCUUUCUCUUCAGUGGGUCACUAUGAGAUGGCUAUUAAAUUGCUUGAACCUUUAGUGAGAAAUACUAAUUUUGAUUUGGGAGCUGUGUGGCUGAAACAUGCAGAAUGCCUGUUCAAGUUAGGGAGGGUAGACGACGCCAUUGACUCUUAUUACAAGGUGUUGAAACAUGUUCCACAGCAUCCUAAUGCUCGGAAAAAACUAUUUUGCAUACUUGAGAAAAAAGGAUGCAUAGAAGAUGCAUUAAAUAUUUUGCAACAGGAUUAUAAAUAUGUUGUUAGCGCUAACCUACUGUAUGAGCAAUGUCAAGCCUUAAAGAAGUACAACAAACCAUUGAAGUAUUUGGAUGAUUCCACUUUUUUCCCUAUUCUAAGAUUACUGCUACCUGAUUGUGAACGGGAAAGAAGUGCAUAUAACUUGAAAGAAACAAAACUCGGUGCUUUAUUGGUAAAAGUAUUAUCACUGAAUAAACAAACACUAGAUGCCCAAAAGUUGUUGAACUUUCGCUCCGUCCAUUCCUCUUCGCAUGAAAGUGAUUUUGCUAGCAUAGCAUUUUUCGUUUUGAAUACCAGAGCACAACAAACUACUCCACAGUUAACAGUGGGCGCUGUUAAUGAAAUUUUAGACAAAAUUGCUAAGGAUGAAGUUGGAAAUAAAGGACCGACCCUGGACGAGGCAUUUAGCUACGCGAUUACGAAGUUAACACCUCAAGAGUUUAAAUGGUUUCUCCGAAUGAUUUUAAAGGAUUUGAAGCUCGGCAUGAGUUCACAUCGCAUACUGUCAUGCUUUCAUCCGGACGCCCCGGAACUGUAUCGAAAUUGUAGCGAUCUUCGUAAGGUAUGCGAAGAUCUGGAAGAUGGUGAUACUCGGCCGCUAGAGCUCGGCGUACAGCUGUUCUUUGCAGUGAGGCCGAUGCUGUCCGAGCGAAUGGAUGUGACGCACAUACAUCUCUCUCCGAAUAAAACCUACCUGGUUGAAGAUAAGUUUGAUGGGGAGAGGUUCCAGAUGCAUGUGGAAAACAACAUUUUUGAAUAUUAUUCGAGAAAAGGUUUCGCUUAUUCGAAGAAGUAUGGUAAAACAUUUGAAUCUGGCAUACUUACCCCAGAUUUGAAGACUUGCUUUUCAUCGAAUGCGCACAAUUUUAUUCUUGAUGGUGAAAUGAUGGGCUGGCAUAAAGAAAACCAAUGUUUUGGUUCUAAAGGAAUGUCGUACGAUAUAAAGAAGAUAACGGAACAUUCAUCAUAUCGCGCGUGCUACUGCGUAUUCGACAUCCUCUAUUACAACGGACAGUCGCUGGUCGGGCCUCCGGACAAGGGAGGCCUACCUCUUCACGAGAGACUCAAGAUACUGGACACUCUGUUCACGGACGUUCCCGGAGUCAUACAACAUAGUAAAAGGGAAACAGUCAAAGACGUUUCGGACGUCGUGAAUGCCCUCAACAAGGCUAUCGACGACCAAGAUGAGGGCAUCGUGCUAAAAGACGUCCACUCCUACUACAUUCCUGCCCAGCGCAACGCCGGUUGGUUCAAGAUUAAACCUGAGUACACAGAGGGCACUAUGACGGACUUGGAUUUAGUGAUUAUCGGGGCCGAGGAAGCGGAGAACAAGAGACAGGGCCGCGCUAAGAGCUUCUAUGUGGCCUGUGCUGAUAUUGACUCAGGCGAUACACCCCAGCGCUGGGUGUGCGUGGGCCACGUCUCCAGCGGGGUCAGCUACCAGGAGAAGGAGCGCCUGUGUGCGCUGCUGGAGCAGCACUGGCGCGCUGCGAGGAGCGCGCCGGCGCCGCCCUGUCUGCUCUUCGGCAAGAAGAAACCAGACUUCUGGAUACUCCCGGAGCAUUCCAUUGUUUUACAGGUGCGCGCCACGGAGCUAGUCCGCAGCGCGGAGUACGGCGCCGGCUACGCGCUGCGCUUCCCGCGCGUCGAGCGCAUACGCGACGACAAGCCCGUCGCCGACGUCAUGACGCUGCAGCACUUCACCCAGCUCGUCUCUACAAGAAGCCCAGUCGUUAAACUGAGCACAAAGCGCAUCAAUAGCGAGACUACAAACGAGCCAAAGGAGAGGAAAAUACAAAGAAUAUCAAAAGCGGCGCAAGUGUCGGAUAAAUUCCGCACUAAACUAGCAGACGACGUGGAGGUGACGUCUAAAGCGCUUCUGGGGCGAAAGCUGUGCAUACUGUCUGAUGAUGAGGACUGCAAGAAAGCGGAUCUGGUGCGGAUCAUUCAGUCACACGGGGGGAAACAUGUUGAGAAUAGUGGACCUGAUACAUGGUGCUGUGUGGCCGGUACUAUCACAGUCAAAAUACGCAACCUGAUAGCGAUGCGAAGUGAAGACAUCAUCACUACAUCUUGGCUUCGCUCUCUGCCCGCUUCAGAGAGUUUGUGUGCUCUGAGUCCUUUAGAUAUGCUGUCUAUAAAGGAUGAGACUAGACUGAACUUAUGUAUGGAAUAUGACAAAUUUGGAGAUAGCUACGCGGAGGAAAUAGACGAAAACACGUUAAGAAAAUGUUUCAAAAAAAUGGAUGCGGAACUGCCAAUAUAUUUGACGACAAGAGAAAUGUUAAAACUAGACAGGCAGUUGUUCGGUGAAAAUAACCCGUUCUCUUUCUUACGAGGUUGUUCCAUACACGUAGUGGACAAUGCCUUGUAUGCAACUUUAGCACGAGUGUAUGGCGCCAAAGCUGCGGACUCACCCCAAGUGGCCACGCAUGUGGUCGUCCCAAAUAAAAUGAAGACAGAAGAUUUAGAGGCUUUAAAAAUUAAUUCCAAAGCGAAAAUUGUGACGGAAGACUGGUUAAAACAGUGUUUCGAAGAAAAAGCAAGGAUUACGGAAACGGAGUAUUUACUGUAAUAUUUAGAAUAUCUA
Maniola jurtina (meadow brown) is the source of this 4241-nucleotide messenger RNA. Its product is annotated as DNA ligase 4-like. The record is from RefSeq and is a predicted model, not a curated record. Gene Ontology annotation, biological process: double-strand break repair via nonhomologous end joining; DNA biosynthetic process; DNA recombination. The transcript is spliced from 13 exons. NCBI's taxonomy places the organism in Eukaryota, Metazoa, Arthropoda, Insecta, Lepidoptera, Nymphalidae. Gene Ontology annotation, molecular function: DNA ligase (ATP) activity; protein binding; DNA binding. The coding region runs from base 264 to 4226 and encodes 1320 amino acids. Gene Ontology annotation, cellular component: DNA-dependent protein kinase-DNA ligase 4 complex; DNA ligase IV complex.